This is a messenger RNA of Harpegnathos saltator (Jerdon's jumping ant), 2052 nucleotides long. Its product is annotated as RING finger protein nhl-1. The record is from RefSeq and is a predicted model, not a curated record. The transcript has 10 exons. Gene Ontology annotation, molecular function: protein binding. Gene Ontology annotation, cellular component: extracellular region. NCBI's taxonomy places the organism in Eukaryota, Metazoa, Arthropoda, Insecta, Hymenoptera, Formicidae. Bases 90 to 2018 code for a protein of 642 amino acids.
UCCAACAUUUUAUGAUCUAAUUACUUGAAUAAAAUUCUGUCGUUAGUUCUUUAGUAAAUAAACUGCCUGAACACUUGUGAGAAACAACGAUGAAACGACAACUACCGCAUCCAUUACGCUCGAGCCAAGAAAAUGUCAACGCAUCAAGCUCGUCGUCGCAGGAGACGCGAAGAGUAUCAAGAGAAAUCUCCGCAUCUAGCGCUCCUGAGAGAACAACAGAUCCGCAGAUCCUUUCGUCAAGGAGACAGAUUAUGCGACAACACAAGCAAGCUUCGGGUGGGGUAAGUGAGAAUGCGUUGCAGUGUCCAAUAUGCAAGGACAGGUUUAAAUCACCCAAGAUAACGCCGUGUCAGCACACGUUCUGCCUUCAGUGUCUGAAGAAUCAGGUCGCCACGUCGAAUAAGAGAGAUGGCUGUUUUACCUGUCCUGUUUGUGAUGCAAGCUUCGACGGUCGCGCGCCUGAGAAUUUGCCCAAUAAUCUUUAUAUCGAAUCGCUCUUGGCGAUCAGCAGUAAAAAACAAACGAGACCGCCGAAAAGCACGGUAAGUUUCGCGCCCUUACCACCGAGGAUACGGGACCGAAAAUCUUCGCCGACAUUGAAAUGUCGCAGAUGCAGCGAAAUCUGCGAGAGGAAAUGCAAACAUUGUAAACGCGGAUAUUGUUAUGCCUGCUGGAAGAAACACGUCGACGAUGACUUGAAAGAAGAACUGGGCAAUAUAAGCGAUGAUCUGGAGACAUCGACUGCGAGAUUCAAAGAGAAAAUUAUCUACUUUCGAAAUAAGGCGAACGAGAUGAAAGAUUUCAUCAGCAGAGAUAUCGAGGCUAAGAUAGCUGAUCUUAACAAGAGAAAAGAGAAUCGAAUUAAAAAGGUGGAUCACAUAAUUGCUACAGGCGAAAUGUCGGUGGAGGAUAUUGAACAAAGAAUGCAGAAAACUCAGGCGGAGGUAAAGGAAGGAAAAGACGUUUCAUACGAUUUGUUGCCUGCUAAUGAAAAGAAGGUGAAAAUAUUUCUGGACCUGCAGCAAAAAGCUACAGAGGCAAUGGCAGCGAUGGUCAUCUGGGAAUCAGAAUUGCACGAUAUAGAAAUGGGAUUAGCGGAGAUCAACAAACGCGGAGGAUCAGUGAUCAAGGAGAAUGUCGGCCCUCUCUACAAGCGGAAGGUUUUCACACCCAAAAUAAUCGUGAACCGUGACAUGGUGCAGCGGCCGUCGGCGCUCGCCGUUGAUUCCUGGAGGGAUCACAUUAUCACGACCUGUCCGGGAUCGGGACAGGUUGUCAUUCUCGACAGGAAGUUCAGACUUAUACGGAGGAUUCGCCACCGAGAGAUGAUGGCGCCUCAAGGAGUCGCCUUCCUCCAGGAGAAUGACGAAAUAUACGUGACAGAUAAAUGGAAGCACUGCAUCUUCGUGUUCAAUCACAAGGGCAAGCUCGCUCGUCGCAUGUGCAGCAAAGGUCAAGGAGAGUCGCAGCUGCGCUCGCCGGAGGGAAUCACCUUUUACUUGGAACGUAAUGUGUUCUACGUCGCCGAUACUGGAAAUGAUCGCAUUCAGAUCCUCAAGAAGGAUGGAUCAUACCUGGGCAGCAUCGGACCCAUUGGCAAACGCACGAGAAACACCGUCAGAUUACGUAAUACUAACCCUGGCCCGAGUCAUCUGAACCAGCCGACGGAUGUGGCCGUCACUGCAACGCGCGUCGUUGUAGCCGACUCCGGCAGUCACAAAGUUAAGAUAUUCGAUCAUAACGGACAAAUUCUUCAAACCAUCGGUGGCGUUGGUACAUCGAAGGGUUUAUUCAAAUCGCCGGAAGUACUGAGGAUCGACAAGAAGGGAAACAUUAUCGUCGGCGAUGCCGGAAAUGGUAGAGUGCAGAUCUUCUCGCCGGAAGGUGAGUUUCUACGAGUGUUAGGCUCGAAAGGAACCAAGGAACGCCAAUUCGGAUGGGUAUCGGGCGUGCUGGUAACAAAUGAUUACGAUAUCUUUGUCGCCGACAGCAAGAAUAACGUUAUAUAUUUAUUUUAAUAUAAAGGGUAUAAAAAUAAUAAAAAGUACUUGG